Messenger RNA from Aspergillus versicolor CBS 583.65, 1633 nucleotides. Its product is annotated as putative DNA repair protein Rad1. Gene Ontology annotation, cellular component: checkpoint clamp complex. The record is from RefSeq and is a predicted model, not a curated record. Bases 134 to 1633 code for a protein of 499 amino acids. The transcript is spliced from 5 exons. NCBI's taxonomy places the organism in Eukaryota, Fungi, Ascomycota, Eurotiomycetes, Eurotiales, Aspergillaceae. Gene Ontology annotation, biological process: DNA repair; protein N-linked glycosylation; DNA damage checkpoint signaling.
CUUCGAUUCGAGGGGAUUUGUUGCGAUGGCUGGCAUCUUCGAACUGACUUGUUCAAUGUUCUAGCUGGUUUUUCUCUUCAGCUUCGAUUUUUCGCUUGUACUUUUCUGAGUCGUGUCACCGUUAUAAUACCCAAUGUCUCUAAACCAGGUCUGGGAGGCAGCUUCUGCAAGCCCUUAUACUCCUCUUAUUGCGAAAGAGAGCCAAUUUACUGUUGGCUUUACCCUUCUACUGCUCGCUUUUGUUCUUACAGGACUUUUCGGGCUGAACCGAUCUUUCCCUACUAUUAUCUCGCUUGGUGGUCCAGCAUCUCUAGCUUUUGGCUUCGGAGCCGUGUUUAUGAUUUGUGCCGUUGGUGUUUACAAAAGCAGAAUUGUAUCACUAGAAACGUCGGAGAUUUCUCGUCCGCGCCUUCUCAAUAAAUACCCGGUGUUUACUCCAUACUAUUCUAUACUCUCUCCCGAAAUGAUGGCAGAAGAGACGGGACCUAUCUUCACUGCUGUUUCUAGCAACGCACACCAACUCUACACUUUACUCCAUUGCAUUAGCUUUGCGCAGAAUGCCACCGUACAAAUAACGCCGGACGGAAUACGCUUUUCCGUGGAGGAAGCGCGAGUGGUACAAGGACUCGCGUUCCUCGACAAAGCUCUUUUCACCACCUAUACCUUCAAUCCGACUGCCACACCCAGUAACGAACAUGACGUUACAAUGGAGGAUCUUGAAUCAGACAGCUCAAAUUAUCCCUGUUUUGUUAUAUCAUUAUCAGCCCUGCUGGAAACAUUGAAAAUAUUUGGAGCGGGCGAACCCUCGUCCACUAGCGCCAGUAGGGCAGCCAGUGUCCAGCCUUCAACUGUUUCUGCAUCGAGCGCAUUUACGGCUCCCGCUUUACUUCUCAAUCGUUCUUGUACGUUUCAGUACUCGCAUCACGGGUCUCCUUUCAGCAUCACCUUGGCUGAGACUGGCGUUAAAACUGUUUGCGAGUUGACAACAUAUGAACCCGACGAGGGUGUACAAGACAUCCCGUUUCAGCGCGACGGCAUUGUCAUGAAAAUAAUUAUGCGCUCCGCCUGGUUACACAACGCAAUUACGGAGCUCGGUGCAACGAAUCCGAAAAUCUUGAAAAUUUCGGCGUCCGCAAAAGAAGAACCAUUCUUUACCCUCUCUGGUGCUGGUGGCCCAUUCAGCGAGUCGUCGGUGGAAUUCUCGAUUGAGCAAGACGGCCAAAACAACGGAACACAGUCAGACACGCACCGCAAAGUACUCACAAACGACGGAACAACUCGAUCACGGGCUACAAGAGCCAAACUUGCCCCCACAGUUACAGAAACCUUUCUUGUUAGCCCGCCUUCCUCAAUGGGACCUCGCUUGAAACAGGAUUUUCGGUUUGGCUUCAUCCAGAAGGCAUCCCGCGCCAUGGCGGUGGCUAACAAAGUGAGCAUACGCGGCGAUCGACAGGGUGUGUUGAGUUUGCAGUUCAUGAUUGAGUUCGACAAGGCGGGCGCUGCUACAAGCAACAAUGCGCGCUCCGCAAAAGAAACUCCCGCAUCAACCGUCAGCUUCGUGGAUUUCCGCUUUGUACCGUUAGUCGACGAGGACGAGCUUGGGGGCGCGGAUAUUCGCGAUGACAUGGAUUAA